UCAUUUCAGUAUAAAUGGGGUACCUGGUUUGUGUUUUUGUUUUAUUUGUGCCACUGUUUUUUCCUUUCUAAUUUUCAGGAAUGCAAAAGUAUAAACAGAAUGGAUCCAUCAUCAGGGGCCAGAUCAAUUGUUGUUCACGUGGAGGGAAUGACGUGCAAUUCUUGUGUACAGACUAUUGAGCAGCAUAUUGGGAAACUAAAUGGAGUUCAUGACAUUAAAGUUUCCCUGGAUGAUAAGAAUGCCACCAUUGUUUACAACCCCAAAGAGCAAAUCCCGGAGUCACUGCAGGAAGCCAUUGAAGACAUGGGGUUUGAUGCUGUUGUCGAAGACGCUAACCCACAGUUCGUUCCGUCUGACACCACUUUCCUUACAAUUCCCGCCCAGGCAAUUGCAACGUGUGAACAGAUUCGUACAGACCUCCUAAAGAUGAAAGGCAUUCUGGAUGUGAAAAUCUCUUCUGACAAAAAAACUCUAGUUGUAACCUUUGUUUCUUCCAUUCUAAAUAGCAAGCAGAUUAACCAAAUAGUACCAGGAUUAAGUUUGGAUAAUGCAACACAGGAGAGAAAUCAAGGAACAUGUGAAGAUGUGAGUUUAAGCCAAAUAAAUGACGUGGUGCUAAGAAUGAAAAUAGAGGGGAUGACCUGCCAUUCCUGUACGAGCACCAUUGAAGGAAAAAUUGGCAAACUGCAAGGAGUCACACGAAUUAAAGUCUCCCUGGAUAAUCAGGAAGCUAUAGUCACGUAUCAGCCUCAGAUCAUCACAUCAGAAGAAAUAAAAAAGCAAAUAGAAGCGGCGGGUUUCAUCGCAUCCAUAAAGAAAAUGUCUAAACCGCUCCAACUCGGUGCUAUCGAUGUAGAGCGGCUGAAGAACACCCAGAGCAAAUGCUCAGAAAGGACACCGCAGGAAAGUUUGGGAGACAAGCUGAACACAAAGACCACCACCUUCCGGGUUGAUGGCAUGCACUGUAAUUCGUGUGUCUUCAACAUUCAGAGUAGCAUAUCAGCACUUCCUUCAGUGACCAGCAUCACAGUGUCUUUGCAGGAAAAGUCGGCUACUGUCCAGUAUGACCCCAGCCUCAUCAGCCUUGGUACACUCAGAAGAGCGAUAGAAGCCGUCUCCCCGGGGACUUUCAAGGUCUGCCUUUUGGACGCGCGUGAAAAUGCUGAGCAUACUAAGAACUCCAAGUCUCUGCUGAAGCCUUCUUUUCCAAGAGCUGCUCACAGCAUCGUGCCUCAUCCCCUGAUGCUUGUGACCGUGAUCCGUAUUGAAGGAAUGACAUGCAAUUCAUGCGUGCAGUCAAUUGAGGGGCUCAUUUCACAAAAACCAGGUGUGAAGUCAGUAUGUGUGUCGCUGCGGGACCAUAAUGGGACUAUAGAGUAUGACCCCACCCUGACCUCUCCAGGUGACUUAAAAAACUCAAUUGAAGACAUGGGCUUUGAUGCAUCUGUAGCUGUACCCCCGAGCCCAGAGCCGGUGGUGCUAAUAACCGAGCCUUCCCAGGAGAGGCUGGCCAGAACUCAGGAGAGCAAACUUCCCAGAACAGCAGCUCAUCCCACCCCGUCGCCAGCUCCUAACAGACCAGGUCUGAAGACACCAUCAAAAUGCUACAUUCAGAUCACUGGCAUGACUUGUGCUUCCUGUGUGGCAAACAUUGAGAGGAAUCUGAAGAGAGAAGAUGGAAUAUGCUCUGUACUCGUUGCCCUGAUGGCUGGGAAGGCUGAAGUGAGAUACGACCCUUCCAUCAUCCAGCCCCCGACUGUAGCAGAAAUGAUUAGAGAGCUGGGCUUUGGUGCUACAGUGCUGGAGAAUUACGAUGAAGGAGACGGCAUCUUGGAGCUUGUUGUAAGAGGGAUGACUUGUGCCUCGUGUGUUCAUAAAAUAGAGUCUACCCUUAUGAAAAUGAAAGGGGUUCUGUAUAGCUCAGUGGCUCUCGCAACCAACAAAGCCCACAUUAAGUACGAUCCUGAGAUAGUUGGCCCUCGAGACAUUAUACAGAUUAUAGAGAAUCUAGGGUUUAAUGCUGCGUUAGUGAAGAAAGAUCGAUCUGCAAGCCACCUAGAUCACAAGCAGGAAAUAAGACAGUGGAAACGGUCCUUCCUUGUAAGCCUGAUUUUCUGCAUCCCUGUAAUGGGGCUCAUGAUUUACAUGAUGGUGAUGGACAGUCACAUGUCGGCCAUGUCCAUGGCUUCUAACCUGACUCAAGAAGAAAUGGAAGCCCACCAUCCACCAAUGUUUCUGGAGCAGCAGAUCCUUCCCGGGUUGUCAGUUAUGAAUUUGCUCUCCUUUUUAUUGUGUGUCCCUGUACAGUUCUUUGGAGGUUGGUACUUCUACAUUCAAGCUUACAAAGCACUGAAGCAUAAGACGGCCAAUAUGGAUGUGCUGAUUGUCCUGGCAACCACCAUUGCGUUUGUCUACUCCUUUGUGGUUCUCCUGGUUGCAAUGGCUGAGCGGGCAACAACCAAUCCUGUGACUUUCUUUGACACACCGCCAAUGCUGUUUGUGUUCAUUGCGUUGGGGCGAUGGUUGGAGCAUGUGGCUAAGGGUAAAACAUCAGAGGCCCUUGCGAAGCUAAUUUCACUACAAGCAACAGAAGCAACUAUUGUUACUUUAGGCCCAGAUAAUAUCCUCUUGAGUGAAGAGCAAGUUGAUGUUGAACUAGUGCAGCGGGGGGACAUUGUGAAAGUGGUCCCAGGCGGCAAGUUUCCUGUGGACGGCCGAGUUAUUGAAGGACACUCCAUGGUGGAUGAAUCACUCAUCACAGGUGAAGCAAUGCCUGUGACCAAAAAACCUGGCAGUUCGGUCAUAGCAGGUUCCAUUAAUCAGAAUGGAUCCCUGUUGAUCUCGGCCACCCAUGUUGGGUCUGACACUACUCUCUGCCAGAUCGUAAAGCUUGUGGAAGAAGCUCAGACUUCAAAGGCGCCAAUUCAGCAGUUUGCUGACAAACUGAGUGGCUAUUUUGUUCCCUUCAUUGUUGGUGUUUCUGUGAUUACACUUUUCGCCUGGAUUGUGAUCGGAUUUGUCAAUUUUCAAAUUGUGGAAACUUAUUUUCCUGGCUAUAAUAAGAGCAUUGCCAAAGCAGAGGUAGUGAUCCGCUUUGCUUUCCAAGCCUCCAUUACCGUGCUGUGCAUCGCCUGCCCGUGUUCCUUGGGAUUAGCAACUCCAACUGCUGUGAUGGUGGGAACUGGAGUAGGAGCACAAAAUGGCAUCUUGAUCAAAGGUGGAGAACCUUUGGAGAUGGCGCACAAGGUUAAAGUUGUGGUGUUUGAUAAAACGGGGACCAUCACCCAUGGAACUCCAGUGGUGAUGCAAAUGAAGAUGCUAGUGGAGAGUAACUGGAUACCACGAAAGAAAGUCUUGGCACUGGUGGGAACAGCAGAGAGCCACAGUGAGCACCCUUUAGGAGCAGCAAUCACCAAAUACUGCAAACAGGAAUUGGACGCAGAUACCCUUGGAACCUGCACUGAUUUUCAAGUGGUGCCCGGCUGCGGUAUUAGCUGUAAAGUUACCAACAUUGAAGCCCUGCUGUGUAGCAGGAGUAAAGAUGUGGAAGAGACCAAUGUUAGGAAUGCGGCUCUGGUGAACAUGGAUGAGAAGGCUGAGGCCCUCAUGCAGCCGGCCCUGAUCAUCGAUGAGCAGUUGCCAGCCACAUGGACUUCUCACAAAUAUUCUGUUCUCAUUGGAAACCGAGAGUGGAUGUCUAGGAAUGGCCUUCUUCUCAGGAACGAUAUUGACAACGCAAUGACUGAGCAUGAACGCCGAGGCCACACGGCUGUUCUCGUGGCUGUGGACGGGGAGCUGUGUGGCUUGGUAGCCAUUGCUGACACUGUGAAGCCUGAAGCGGAUCUCGCCGUUCGGACUCUGAAGGCGAUGGGCUUGGAGGUGGUUCUGAUGACGGGGGACAAUAGCAAGACCGCUAGGUCUAUUGCUGCCCAGGUCGGCAUCACAAAAGUGUUUGCUGAAGUGCUCCCCUCCCACAAAGUUGCCAAAGUGAAACAGCUGCAGGAAGAAGGGAAACGGGUGGCUAUGGUGGGUGACGGCAUCAAUGAUUCCCCGGCCCUGGCCAUGGCCAAUGUUGGCAUCGCCAUUGGCACAGGCACAGAUGUGGCCAUAGAAGCAGCCGAUGUGGUUUUGAUCAGGAAUGAUUUGCUGGAUGUGGUGGCAAGCAUAGAUUUAUCACGGAAGACUGUUAAAAGGAUACGGAUCAACUUUGUCUUUGCUCUCAUUUACAACCUUAUUGGUAUUCCUGUUGCUGCUGGCGUCUUCCUGCCAGUUGGUUUGGUUCUGCAGCCUUGGAUGGGCUCUGCAGCGAUGGCAGCAUCCUCCGUGUCCGUCGUGUUGUCUUCUCUGCUGCUAAAACUCUACAAGAAGCCUACCUGUGAGAAGUACGAGCGCCACGCCCGCACCCAGGUGAGGCACAAGAGCCCUUCAGAAAUCAGUGUCCACAUUGGGAUCGACGACGUUGGACCAGGAUCUCCGAAGCUGAGCCUCAUGGACCGAAUUAUCCACUACAGCCAGGCCUCCAUCAACUCCCUCUUCUCCGACAAGCGCUCCCUCAGCAACGUUGCCCUGAGCGAACCCGACAAGCAUUCACUUCUGGUUGGGGAUUCCCGGGAGGAGGACGACACAACCGUCUGAAGACGUGGAGCAGGGCCUUCUCCCACUGCCAGAUGUCUGGACUACGCUGUGAGCGGUUUGGACAUCUCUUGGGCUUGACCUGCUCAGCUGAAUAAGGGCACUGUUGUUUUUUUCCAGCGGAGAUCGGUGUGUUCUACACGGUUUGCCCCUCUUAGUGGGCCAGAGCGUGACACGAUGGAGCAAAACCUGGAGCUACAGUACUGAGUUGCUUUUCAAAUUGAUUUUCUGGUAAGAAGCCAAGAUAACGACAUCCUCUGGUUGCUACCAGCACAUGGUUUCUAGGUUUUGUUGCUGUUCUUCCAUUUGCCAAAGAAGCGUGCCUUACUCCUGCUGCCCUGCAGCACAGGCAUUCUCAGAAAAGAUCGUCCCUGGAAUUGGAAAAGAGCGGAGCAGCCCUCCUCGCGUAGGCCGCCCCUCUUGGCCAACUUCAGAGCAGGACCUUCCUCCUCGCGAGGCUGUUGGUAAGCCAGCCAGGCCCUGGCACCUUUCUGGGCUGCCCUCCCAGCCAAGGGUGUAUCAGCAGGACCCCGUCUCAUCCUGCCCUCCCUCCUUUGUGGCUUGUGAGGAAUGUGGGGUUCGUUGGUAGGACUUGGUGUCAGCGUUGCCCUUCUCCUGCCUGGCUUGCUAGACUCAGCUGCGCCAGCUCUGUCCACUUUCUUCCUUUCUUGCUCUGUGUGGGAGCCCAGCAAAACAAGCCUUUCGUUUUUCCUAAGAUAAUCCUCCAGACCCCCGAAGAACUGAAACUGCCCAGUUGCCUCCAUGCUGUUCCCAGCCCUCCUCUCGGCUCUCUAUCAUGUUAUGGAUAAUUUGUAAGGUUUUGCACAGCUAGGAGGACUCAGAGGCUCUUGCCCCUCCCUGCAAGGGCUGUUCUCCUCCAUAAUAAACUUCCAAACACAGGUUUGGCUUGAUUAUGAACAGCUGUCUGGGGAAUGAAAUUGGCCUUAGCACAUAACCUCGUUGCUCUUCAUAAUUGUGGAUUGGGAGGUGCAAGAUUUCAGCCCUGUAAAAUGGUGUAAUCAGCGAGUUGAACUUGCAUAUUAAGGUGUCCUUUUACCUGAUAGUGGACUUGUCUUCAUUUAAAGCAUUUAUAAAGUAGUGAGAUAUACCUAUCAGGAUCAAAAUUCAGGGAAAAAAAAUCUUGUUUAUUUAAAUUACAAUUUUGUUUAGGUCACAAAAUUUAGGCAUCUUUAAUACCCCUUAUAAAAUGAUUUGGAAUAAUCAUGUAGAGAAACACUGCCUAAGCCAUAGCUUUUUAAAAUCAUUUCUCCUUAAAUCCUUCAGCCGUCCUGAGUGCCCUCCGAGAGAUAGGCUCGGAAAAUUGCGACGGUGAGGAUGACGACGAUGCAGAAGUGCAGCACCGUCUGCAGAAUUCUUUGUGGAUCAGUGAAAAUCCACUUCCAGAUGUCUCCUGCGCUAUUUAUCUAUCUUUUCUGGGAGUUGCACACAGAAAACACCCUCAGUGCCCCAUUGCAUCCACUAAGGAUUCCAGGGGUGAGGGGGAAAAAAGCAGGACUGUGUACAAAAAAAGUUAGGGUGAAUGAAAGAUUUCCUCCCCCAACACGUUGGAGGCAGGUUUUAGCUAUCAGGCCCCUAAUUCUGAUUUUAGCUGGAGUCUGAUCAGGUUGUUAGGGAAAGAGGCCAAUGUCUGGCUCGCCCCUUUCCCAAGCUAGCCCUUUCCAGGUGCGCGUGGACCGUCUUGCCAAGAGUGUGGCAGCUUUCUUCGUUCCGCUUGCUGGCCAAAAGCCUCGCAGCGAGACGGGCGCCCAGUGCCCUGCUGCACUGACAGGAGUAACCCUCCGCUUUGGGGAGGACCACGUGGAAGGCCCAGGCCCCUUGGGGAACAAGCAGGCCUUGGUGCUUUUAAGCCGAACAAAGUAAGCUUUGGUUUUUUAAAUAUAAAAACAAAAUUUUAUUCCGUUCACAGAGCAGGGCAUAUCUUAGUACAGUAUUAAUGUAAGAAUGAUACACCUCAGUUUAGUCAAGUGAAUAUUAUUAGGUAGUGUGAAAACUGAAAAUUCACACGGUGAAUUGAAUUUUGUCAUUUCUGGAGGCAGUCAUCCUUUUUUUCUGAAUAUCCCCCCUCAUCCAGUUCUCUGCCAUCAUGGCAUGACUUGGUAAGAUUUUAAGAGUCCUUAUCUUGAUAUUUUUGUGAAUAAUAUUUUAUACUUGGCUUUGUUUCAAAGAAUCAAAAGUUGCUUCUUUGCCUUGAAUGUACAGUACUCAUCGAAAAUGUAAAGUUAUUCUUUCUGUAAAUAAGUUUCUUUUCUGCCUCAAGCACACUUGUUUAUCAGGAGUCUUUAUCAGUCAAAACCGCUUCAAAAGCAGAUUUGAGAACAAGCUAUUCAUUGCAUUUAAUUGUAUUUAUUUUUGCUAUUUGCUUCUGGUAGGUUCAUGUAUCUGAAACGCGUUUUAUGAUUUAUUUAAAUUAUUAGACAACACACACACAGACACACACAAACAUAAAGGCAAGUCAGGAUUUCCCCCCAUGUCUUUUUCCAUCUUCUACUUGGCUUUUAAAUUCAGAGGUUUCUCUUUCUCUUCCCUUCCCUUCUUGGCUGGGUGUCCGCUCUUUUUAAAAUGCUGCAUGUCCACCUCUCCCUUUGGAUAUUCACAUGUGGGCAUUUCAAGCAGAGCAUUUAAAAAAUGCUGAAAAAUUGCUUUGGAGAAGCCACGGUUAGCGAUGGCGCAGUGAUCCCGCAUGCUGGCUCACGCUUUAUAAUUUCCUUUAGUCUUUUAGAAGAUCUUCCAAGCCAGCCUCAGUCAGCUUAAAAUGCACUGGACUUGCUUCCCAUCGUUUCUGGAUCCUGCAUCCAGCAGCCAGGCUGGCUGGGUAUGAUGCAAGUUGCAAUCCAAGCGUUCUUGCAGGCACCCAGGUCAUAAAGGGGGUUUGAUUCCAGAGCAGGCUUCUCACUCCAGUGACAUAUGUCUUAUGCAAACCUACUUCAACGUGUUCAAAAUUAAAAUGAUGCCGAGUUUGUUUUAUUGCAUUGGUGGUGGGGAUGUCUGAAGGUGUCUGUUCACAGGUUCCAUGGGGCAACUAUUUAUGCUGCUGCUGCCUGUCCUGGUCUUGUUAAGUGGGUCUAUCUGACACAGGCACCCAUUGACUAAACUUUUGGUGUAAAUUCAGAAAACAGCAAAGAGCCACUCUGCAGAUCCCUUGUGAUGAGCAGAACUGCCUUUCCGUUUUUCUCCAGGAAAAAAAAUUAACUGCUUCUAAAAAAAGAAAAAAGCUAGAACUGUUUUUGCCUCCCUGAGCCUUGGACAUGGCUUGGUUCCUCCAGCCAAAAAGCAGAAGUCCCAGAUCUGCUGAUUCCAUUUUCAGGAAAUAGUCCAAGGUUGUUGAAGGAAAGCCAAAAAGAACUUUAAGCAACCCUGUGCAAUAUUAGUUUAUGAUACAUUAUAUAUUACUUGGGGAAUAUGUCACGAUCUUCUCAAGAAAGUGCCUUCACCUCUAUAAAUGUUAUACUGGAACAUUAAA
Molecule: messenger RNA, 8113 nt
Organism: Python bivittatus (Burmese python)
Lineage: Eukaryota; Metazoa; Chordata; Lepidosauria; Squamata; Pythonidae
Source: RefSeq, a predicted model, not a curated record